UCUUCCCUCCCACCGCCGCUGCGCACUGCUCGGUCCCGACUGGGCCCUCCCGCCGGGGCGGCUCCAGCGGCUCCGGCUCCAGCUCCACAAGUUCCUGCUGCCCGUGCCCCGGGCGCGUGCACGAGGCUGGCCCGGCCGUCGGGGGCGCCGGGCGGGAGCAGCGGGAGCGGCAGCGGGAGCGGUGCCGGGAGGGGCGGGAGGAGGGCUGUUGUGCGGGAGCCGCCGAUGCCGCUGUGAGAUGGCAUCAUUCUGCGCGGCGGCGGCGGCGGCGGAGCGCGGCGCGGAGGGGUGAGGAGCCGCCGCGGCGGCGAGAAAGCGAAGAAGAAGAAGAGAGAGGUGGAAGGAAGGAGAAGGAGGCGGCAGCAGCUGUGAGGCUGCGAGCCACGGCUGAAGCCUAAACCUCUGACAUGGCCACAGCCUCACCAAGAUCUGAUACAAGUCACAGCUGUAAUGGAAGAUUACAGAUGCAAGUAACAGUUUCUAGUGCCAAACUGAAACGGAAAAAGAAUUGGUUUGGAACAACUUUCUACACGGAAUUAACUGCAGAUGGAGAAAUUAAGAAAACAGCAAAAUCAAGUAGUUCUUCAAAUCCCAAAUGGGAUGAGCAGCUGACAGUGCAUGUGACUCCACAGACUACGCUGGAAUUUAGAGUGUGGAGCCAUCACACUUUAAAAGCAGAUGCUUUAUUAGGAAGAGCCACUGUAGACUUGAGACAAGCUUUGGAAGCACACAAUAGAAAAUUGGAGAAGGUGAAAGAACAACUGAAACUCUCUUUGGAAAACAAGAGUGGCAUGGUGCAAACAGGUGAACUGACUGUUGUGCUAGAUGGUUUGGUUGUUGAACAAGAAUCUCUUACAAAUCUCAGUUCAUCAGCAACCAUAGAAGUUCAACAAAAUGGCGAGGCUGUACAUGAAAGCAGAGAUGCUUCAGCAAGAAGUUCAUCCAGAUCUGCUUGUGACAUUUCUAAUGGGAUAGACAAUCAAGUACCUUCCAGCUCUGUAAUACAGAAUACGUCCUGUGUAGAAGCUGUUAAUGGAGACAGCACAACAUCUCCUGAUCAUGUUGCAACCAGACCCAAAAAUACUCCAGUACCAAAACCACUCGAAGCUCAGCCUGUCAACAGCACUGUUAAUGGCGAGUCAUCUGCCUCUGCACCUGAAGCUGGCAAUUCCUCUGUCUCCGAGGCUCCGACGGGUUCAGUCGAAGCUCCUGUGUCUUCAGCAGAUUGCACUAAUGAUACAGCAGAACCUCAGUCAGCAACAGAAGCAACUGGUUGUUCUGAAAGCCACACUUCUGCUUUACCUGUUGAGUCUGCUGGACUAGAACCUGCAGCUGCAACAGAGUCUGCUCAGCCUAAUGCUCGAAACAGCACAGCAGCAGAUGCGGCAAAGCCGAGGGAAUCCUCCUCCACACCAAGCGCGUCUGCAGAACCCGUAAGACAGCAGCCUGGCACUGCCAGUACAGAACCUUUGCCACCUGGGUGGGAGCAGAGAAAGGAUCCUCAUGGCAGAACCUAUUAUGUUGAUCACAACACACGAACUACAACAUGGGAAAGACCACAGCCCUUACCUCCUGGCUGGGAAAGGAGAGUUGACGAUCGUGGGAGAGUUUACUAUGUGGACCACAACACCAGAACGACAACGUGGCAGCGACCAACAAUGGAGUCAGUGAGGAACUUUGAGCAAUGGCAAUCGCAAAGGAAUCAGCUGCAGGGAGCUAUGCAACAAUUCAACCAACGAUACCUCUAUUCGGCUUCGAUGUUGUCAGCAGAAAAUGAUCCACUUGGGCCUUUACCACCAGGCUGGGAAAGAAGAGUGGAUUCAAAUGAUAGGGUGUAUUUUGUAAAUCAUAACACAAAGACAACACAGUGGGAGGACCCUCGAACUCAAGGUUUACAAAAUGAGGACCCUCUUCCAGAGGGCUGGGAAAUCAGAUAUACCCGGGAAGGUGUCAGAUACUUUGUUGAUCACAAUACGAGAACCACCACCUUCAAUGAUCCUCGUACUGGGAAAUCUUCUGUAAAUAAAGGGCCACAGAUUGCUUAUGAGCGUAGCUUUAGGUGGAAACUUGCUCAUUUCCGUUACUUGUGUCAGUCCAAUGCACUGCCAAGUCAUGUGAAAAUCAAUGUAUCCAGACAGACUUUGUUUGAGGAUUCCUUCCAGCAAAUUAUGGCACUAAAACCCUAUGAUUUGAGGAGAAGAUUAUAUGUUAUAUUUAGAGGAGAAGAAGGAUUGGAUUAUGGUGGCUUGGCAAGAGAAUGGUUUUUCUUGCUUUCCCAUGAAGUACUGAACCCUAUGUACUGCCUAUUUGAAUAUGCUGGCAAGAGCAACUAUUGCCUGCAGAUAAAUCCAGCAUCAACAAUCAAUCCUGACCAUCUUUCAUAUUUCUGUUUCAUUGGGCGCUUUAUUGCCAUGGCAUUGUUUCAUGGGAAAUUUAUUGACACUGGUUUUUCUCUGCCUUUCUACAAACGAAUGCUGAGCAAAAAGCUUACUAUUAAAGACCUAGAAUCUAUUGAUACUGAAUUUUACAACUCCCUAAUUUGGAUAAGGGAUAAUAACAUUGAGGAGUGUAACUUGGAAAUGUACUUCUGUGUGGAUAUGGAGCUCUUAGGGAAAGUAACCUCACAUGAACUGAAAUCAGGAGGUUCAAAUAUCUUGGUAACUGAGGAGAACAAAGAAGAAUAUAUUGGGCUAAUGGCAGAGUGGCGAUUUUCUCGGGGAGUUAGAGAACAAACCAAAGCUUUUCUUGAUGGUUUUAAUGAAGUAGUUCCUCUACAAUGGCUGCAUUAUUUUGAUGAAAAGGAACUGGAGGUUAUGCUCUGUGGUAUGCAAGAAGUAGAUUUAGCAGACUGGCAGAGGAACACUGUUUAUCGUCAUUACACGAGAAAUAGCAAGCAGAUCAUAUGGUUCUGGCAGUUUGUAAAAGAAACAGACAACGAGGUUCGCAUGCGACUUCUGCAGUUUGUCACUGGCACUUGCAGAUUACCACUGGGUGGAUUUGCUGAACUUAUGGGAAGUAAUGGUCCUCAGAAAUUCUGCAUUGAAAAAGUUGGUAAGGAAACCUGGUUACCAAGAAGUCACACUUGUUUUAAUCGUUUGGAUUUGCCACCGUACAAAAGCUAUGAACAACUAAAAGAGAAGUUGCUCUUUGCCAUUGAAGAAACGGAGGGAUUUGGACAAGAGUAGAAGUGACUUCUAGUUAAAAAGGAUAUCUUGAAUAAUAAAAGGCCCAGCCAACUAAAAUUGCACACUUAACUGUAUAUAAGCUUUUUGUUUGUACAGUGAUCUUUCUGGAACUCUAAAAGUUUAAUUGUUCUCCGUUCUUCCACAAAUAUAUGCAAAACAGUUCAGCCUUUUCUACUUUUAUUUAUUGCCCUUUCAAAAGACCAGAAAAACCCCUCCAUAAAUUUUGAAAGCAGACAAGAGACUUAUUUAAAAUAUAUAUAUAUAAAAAUAUAAAUAUAUAUACUAAUUGGCUCUAGUUUUAUAGAGCUUUAAGUGUAUGAAAAGUUGCAGCCAUUCAAAAGGGCCUGGAUUUGCUUUAUCUUGGCUUUAUCAUUCAGAAAAAUGUUUAAACUGCUCAGUGUUCUCUAAAGAAACAUCUCCAAGUUUGUUUUACUGCAUGGCUGUUCUAAAAGGUGUUAAAGGCUUAGGCCAAACGUAUCCUAAAUAUGUAGAAAGAUGCUGCUGGUAUUUGAGACGACAGAAUCUGUUCUUCUGUCAGUUUAAUUUUUUUAAAUACAUAAAUAGCUGAUAUAUCCCUCUCUACUGAUGUAGCCAAGGUCAUGAAUAAAGCCUUUACUACUUGCACAAGAGUCAUGUACAAUGAGAUGAAUGUGAUUUAUUGUUGAAAGGAAUUGGUGCCACUGUUCUGACUUACUGCAGGAGCUGAACAGAGUAUUUUAAUUAAUUUGAGCAGCAUUGAAAUUUGUUUACAUAGUACCUUGGGUUAUUACCACGAGGAUGUUAGGUAAUCAUCAAAGAAAAAAUAAUAAAAGAGAAAAUAU
This is a messenger RNA of Pyrgilauda ruficollis (rufous-necked snowfinch), 4006 nucleotides long. RefSeq names its product WW domain containing E3 ubiquitin protein ligase 1 (gene WWP1). Bases 408 to 3185 code for a protein of 925 amino acids. The record is from RefSeq and is a predicted model, not a curated record. Gene Ontology annotation, biological process: ubiquitin-dependent protein catabolic process. Lineage: Eukaryota; Metazoa; Chordata; Aves; Passeriformes; Passeridae. Gene Ontology annotation, molecular function: ubiquitin protein ligase activity; protein binding. The transcript has 24 exons.